AUGACCACCCAACGCACUCCUCCUCCUCUCCACACCACCUUCCAGAGCCAACACAACCACUCUCUCCGCUCUGUGGACUCCAAUCUGGCCGGGCGCACUCGACCGCUAACCGGCGCCUCAGUCAGCGGCGGUACACAUCGCAAACCCCCAGCAGAGCCCAUUUGGCCUCACAUACUCCUCAGCCGUCCUGGAGGCAGGGGCAGUGGUAUGCAAGUCUCCCACCUCCUUGCGCAACCUCGGGUGUCGAGCGCAAGAUCCACCACGGAGAGCAUUGAAGGCCGUGCUGCGGGCCACCACCACAACUCAAGGCAUUCCGUCCCAGACUACGAUAUGAUGGCACAGGAACGCGAUUCCGGCAUGAUGGACGUCUAUCCUAGUACGGAGACGGCCUCGGCGCACGACUCCCUGUCGCCGUCCAAGCAGGUCCCGUCCAAGCAGGUCAGCUUUGAGCUUCUGCUUCCUCAGUCCCCCCAGGCCAGGGCGCGACUGCCAAUGAGGGUGAACAUCUUCCCUCACGACACCACCGACUCGAUCAUCACAACGGUCAAGAACUUUUACGGGCUGUACGAGCGCAGGGGCGUUAUCUUUGAGGAUCGCCAUGCCAACAUCUUGAUUGCUAGAUACGAGAACUUCGACCACGGUAUGGUCGUCUACGUACGAGUCUCAGCAGAGGACCCUGAUGCAGAGGACUACUCACCUGCUCCUCGUCAGCUGACGGUGUCUCCUCGUCGUCCUCGUCACCUUCUGGAGGAAGGCUACCAGAUGCUACCACCAAACCUCAACCAGCAGCUAGGCUCAAGAGCAGGCUCGCACUCCAGGCGCCAGAGCCAGUCUCCUCAUCCUCGCGGAAGGAGCACUUCGACUGCUACUCACUCCCGCCGUAACCGCCCUACUAUCAAGAGUCGCGGCAAUAGCUCUCACGGCAGCUUCGCCGGGCAGCAUGGAGAGUACAGUGAUAGCGAUGGCGAGGGCUCUGUCUCUAGCUCACGUCGCUCUCGUAAAGAGCCUUUGGCCAGUGCUGAUAUCAGUGUCGACAACAUCGUUGAGGGUGGUCGUCGCAAGCGAGCGAAGUUUGACAGCUCCCUCCUCGUUCAGGAGCUACCUCUCUUCGUUCCUCCUCAGGUUCCCAUGGCCAACUCCAUCUCGUCUGUUUCUCCGCAGCGUCGAAUCAGCGGUAACAACAUGGCCGGUUCACCGUACUCUACGAAUCAGCAGACCUUUUCAUACCCCCUGCCUUCGCCACAAAGCUACAACCAGGGCGAUAGCUCAUACAUGUCGAAUGGGCUCGUCACACCGUACUCGAUGUCCAGCGGCACAGCAGGUUACAAGCCGCGUCAGUACACGCAUCGCUAUUCUAACAGUGGUGGAGUCUUGCCAACUCCAGAGCACACUCUUAGCGUCAUCUCUGACGAAGAUGUUGCCCGCCAGCUGAUGCGUCUGGGUGAUGCCUCCAACUUCUCCACCCAUGGCCGCACCUCCACUUCUACGCUCGAUGACACAUUCAGCGGCCAGGCCGAUGCUGCUUCUUCCAGCGACGAGAGUGAUGACGGCAGCCAGAAUGGCAGCGAGCUUCCUCUGCCCUACACCAUGGAGAGAGCCAACAAUCAUGUUCGUGCCUACGAGAGCGCCUUCAGCAGUGGCGAUGAGUACGACGACAACAACGGCUCCUUCAAAGGCGAGAGCGACGACAUCGCGCCCCAUCAGCACGAUGAGAUGCGAGUCCAGUUUGGAGCGCCCAAGGCCCGCUCUUCAAUCUCGAACAAGUCUGGCAAGCCUGCGAAGCCUCGUUCGCUCUCGACCAAGUCUAAGUCAAAGACUAGUGGCACCAGCAAGCCACCCAUGUCCCCUACCUCACUGCCUUCGCAAUCGCGUAAGGCUUCAACCGCCUCACUUAACUUCCAGCACCAGUUCGGUGCUGACGACGAGGACCUUUCGUCCAAACCACGAUGCCAGCGUUGCCGUAAAAGUAAGAAGGGGUGCGAUCGUCAGAGACCUUGCCAGCGUUGCAAGGAUGCCGGCAUUGGUGCUGAGGGCUGUCUCAGUGAGGAUGAGGGCAACGGUCGCAAGGGGCGCUAUGGACGCCAUAUGGGCGUCUCGGUCAAGACAGCUCCAGCUAUAACCUCCAUGGGCCCGCCGCCCAUGCACGAGCACCACGGCAUGCCGGCCGAUGCCUCACACUUUGCGCUCACGGCCAGCGCUCUCGACAAGAGCAAGAAGCGCAAGAGGUGA
Molecule: messenger RNA, 2229 nt
Organism: Didymella exigua CBS 183.55
Lineage: Eukaryota; Fungi; Ascomycota; Dothideomycetes; Pleosporales; Didymellaceae
Exons: 4
Coding region: 1-2229 (742 amino acids)
Biological process (GO): regulation of DNA-templated transcription
Molecular function (GO): zinc ion binding; DNA-binding transcription factor activity, RNA polymerase II-specific
Source: RefSeq, a predicted model, not a curated record